Penicillium waksmanii is the source of this 975-nucleotide messenger RNA. RefSeq lists its product as uncharacterized. The transcript has 3 exons. NCBI's taxonomy places the organism in Eukaryota, Fungi, Ascomycota, Eurotiomycetes, Eurotiales, Aspergillaceae. The coding region runs from base 1 to 975 and encodes 324 amino acids. The record is from RefSeq and is a predicted model, not a curated record.
AUGGUCGCCAUUCUUGCAGACAACCUCGCCGUGAGCGAUGGCCCUCUGACCGCAGAGAACGCCGCUCUGCUUCGCCCAUCCGACCCCUCCCUCCCACUCGAAGAACUUCGCAAGCGCUACGAAGAAGACGGAUACCUAUUUCUAAAGCAAAUCCUCCCCCGCGAAGACGUCCUCGACGCACGCAAUGCUUACUUCUCCUCCCUCGAGAAAACGGGCAUCCUAAAGCCCGGCAGCAAGCCCGUGGAAGGCAUCUUCGACCCAGCCAAGAGCCACCUAGAAUACCCCGGCAUUGGAGCCGGGCAUGUCGAUGGAAAUGGGCGGCCGGGAGGAGAUAAAGCAGCGCAGUUUGUCGACCUCGCCCUGGAUGCCCAUUAUCAAGAGUGGUAUGCGGAGAAAUUCUGCAACCACCCAGCCCUGUACGACUUCGUGUCCAGGUUCUCAGAUUGGGGCAAAAACACACUGAGCUUGCGUCGCACUUUACUGAGGAAUAACCUCCCCGGUUCGAAACCGAUCGGUGUUCACUAUGAUCAGAUCUUCCUGCGAUACGGUGAUCCGACUAGUGUGACUGCCUGGGUUCCGAUGGGCGAUAUCAAAAUUAAUGGUGGUGGGUUGAUUUAUCUGGAAGACGGUGAUAAGAUCGGAAUGGAACAGGAGCAAGCAUUCUUCAAAAAAGCCAAGGAGGCGGGUUUGAGCGAUGAGGAGGCCAAGUCGGCUUUUAACUCCAAUAUGAUGGCGACUGGAUUGCUGUCUGAAACGCCUGCUGAAUUCGCCCGCGAUCAUGGACGCCGUUGGUUGGUGUCUGCCUAUGAGGCGGGCGAUGUCGUUUUGCAUAAGCCGCACAUGAUUCACGCUUCUGGUAUCAACCAUGACCCCGAGAAUGUAAUUCGUCUCGCGACGGAUCUGCGUUUCUGCGAUUCUUCAAAGCCGUUUGACAAGAGGUGGAUGAAUCACUACACUUUCAAUGACGGUGUUUAG